Molecule: messenger RNA, 3383 nt
Organism: Haplochromis burtoni (Burton's mouthbrooder)
Lineage: Eukaryota; Metazoa; Chordata; Actinopteri; Cichliformes; Cichlidae
Gene: map3k7
Product: mitogen-activated protein kinase kinase kinase 7
Biological process (GO): JNK cascade; protein phosphorylation; positive regulation of canonical NF-kappaB signal transduction
Molecular function (GO): magnesium ion binding; ATP binding; MAP kinase kinase kinase activity
Source: RefSeq, a predicted model, not a curated record
AUACGCACACACUUCCUGGUGGAGCUCCCCCUCUCCCCUGCGAAGAAUCAAAAUACAUUCCUAGCAAGCCAGCUACACAAGUUGUCAAAAAGUUAUGCUUGUUUGUCAAGUGGAUAGACAAAACAGUUUUUAUAAAAAUGGACGUUAUUCCAGGUUUUUUUUUACAUGAAUAGUAGAAAAUAUCCCCAUGUCCACAUAACCGGCACUGGUGACAAGUCAUCUACGAAGAGUUGGAUUGUUGAAGCUAAGAAAGUCCUGGUAGCUAGCGUUACCAACCGGGCCAGCCAGCUAACUAAGUUACUAGCUGACCUAAGCUAGUAAUGUCUCUAUCGUUACCACCAGCGGAAAUGCUUGAAACACCACCUGGGUAUCCCUUUGAAGAAAUCAAUUAUGAGGACAUUGAAGUUGAGGAGGUGGUGGGGAGAGGAGCUUUUGGGGUCGUCUGCAAAGCAAAAUGGAAAGGAAAAGAUGUUGCAAUCAAGACUAUUGAGAGUGAAUCAGAGAGGAAAGCCUUUAUUGUUGAGCUCAGACAACUUUCACGUGUGAAUCACCCCAACAUUGUGAAACUGUAUGGCUCUUGCAAUAGUCCAGUUUGCCUUGUGAUGGAAUAUGCAGAAGGUGGAUCAUUAUAUAAUGUACUGCAUGGUGCUGAACCCCUCCCCUAUUACACUGCUUCCCAUGCUAUGAGCUGGUGUUUACAGUGUUCCCAGGGUGUGGCCUAUCUCCAUGGCAUGAAACCAAAGGCUCUCAUUCACAGGGACCUCAAACCACCCAAUCUACUUCUGGUGGCAGGAGGCACUGUGCUGAAGAUUUGUGACUUUGGAACAGCAUGUGACAUUCAGACACACAUGACCAACAACAAAGGAAGUGCAGCAUGGAUGGCCCCAGAAGUAUUUGAAGGCAGCAAUUACAGCGAGAAGUGUGAUGUGUUCAGCUGGGGAAUCAUUCUUUGGGAGGUGAUCACCCGCAGGAAGCCCUUCGAUGAAAUCGGAGGGCCAGCUUUUCGCAUUAUGUGGGCUGUGCACAAUGGCACAAGACCACCUUUAAUCAAGAAUUUGCCCAAGCCCAUUGAAAGCCUAAUGACUCGCUGUUGGUCCAAAGACCCCUCUCAGCGGCCUUCCAUGGAAGAGAUAGUGAAGAUCAUGACUCAUCUAAUGAAGGUUCAUAUGUAGACUACACUGGUAACAGCACAAGCUACAGAAGUGAUGCGAACAUGGAGCACAGUGAUUCUCAAGGGAGCAAUGACACUAUUAAGAUUACGCCUCAGUUUGCACCUCAUUUCAAGCCAAAGGGAGACACAUUAAGGAAUGUGUCUCUUUCCAGAGGGGGCAGCGUUGAGAGUCUGUCAGCACGAACACAGUGCCUGUCUUCUUCUGACAGCAAAAGAAUGAGUGCUGACCUGUCAGAGUUGGAGCCCAAGAUGCAGUUUGCACCUGCAGCAAACCCCCCGUAUAAGCGAGGCCACCGUAAAACUGCAUCAUUCGGAACCAUACUGGAUGUCCCCAAGAUCGUCGUUACAGCCACAUGUGAGUCUCAGAGACGUCGGUCUGUACAGGAUCUGCCAGGCAUCUGCACAGAAUCCAGCCAGGGGAGUAGGAACAGCAGUCGAUCUUCCAGUCCAAGUGUGAGAAUGAUGCCGCCUGACAAGACAAGUGGCAGGGGCUAUUUCUCCCCCGAUGACCCCACAGAUACAAAUGGCUCAGACAACUCCAUUCCCAUGGCUUAUCUCACCCUAGACCAUCAGCUGCAGCCCCUUGCUCCCUGUCCCAACUCCAAAGAGUCCAUGGCUGUUUUUGAGCAACACUGCAAGAUGGCCCAAGAAUACCUGAAAGUGCAAACUGAGAUUGCCUUGCUAAUCCAAAGGAAGAAGGAGCUCAUUGCUGAACUGGACCAAGACGAAAAGGACCAGCAGAACACGUCCCGUCUGGUGCAGGAGCACAAAAAGCUGCUGGAGGAGAAUAAGAGUCUGUCCACAUACUACCAGAAGUGUAAAAAACAGCUGGAGCUGAUCCGGGUUCAGCAACAGAAGAGACAGGGCACGUCAUGAUGAGACACAAACUCUGCCACUCCCCCUCCUCACCCCCCCCCCCUCGUCACCUCCACCCUCCUGCGCUCCUCAACAUUGCACACCAACACUACCCGUCAUCUGCUCUGCACAUACACUGCUCCCAGUCCAGCUUUGGAAAGAGACCUCUAUUCUACUGUCUGCUGCAUGUUGCAUUGUAGACCCAACAGGAAGACCUUUGUCUCCUGUACAUACAUUUGCACAUCCUCACAGUGUCUUCUGUGAGCGCAGACCAAACAAUCACUGGUCCUCCAUUCAGAUGAGCCCAGACACUGCCGCUGACGUCUAUGACCGAGACAACUUGCUGAUGAGACGCAGGUUGUGUUUUCUCUGUGUUUGCUCUCAGGGCCUGUGGGCUAACCAGUCAGUGUCUGUUUGCGCUCCUCAGUGGUUAAUGGCCACACCAUCCUCCUCAGAAUGUGAAACUCAAAACAAAGGCUUUGAAGCAGAAUGUGCAAAAAAAUCUUUCUGCAGUGCGUGCUAGGAAUCCCUGUUAUCCAAAUCAUAGCCCCUUUUUAAAUUCACCCAUUAUCUCUACCUUUUUAAUUGUGAGCAUGAGCCUCUCCAUAGACCUCCAGUCAGAUGUGUCAGCAGAAGGAAGAGCUUCACAUUAAAAUACACAUUAAAAAGUGGGCUAGCUUCCAGAGUAAAUACAAGGAGCUGUGGUAUCCCUUCUUAUUUGACCUCAGUGUUGUUUUGCGUUUUGUCUUUUCUAUUCAGUAGUUCACUUUGUGUCAUUUGUUUGCAAUAGGACAUAUUUUAUCUGGUCUGUGAAUGGCCUAACGGACAAAAUAGAGGAGGGUCACCUCCCUAUACAGUAGAGGUUGUUUUUAGUUCACAUGUUGCCUUAGAAGUUGCCUGCAUUUUAAGUGCUUGUGUUAUGUGAUAUUUAGUGGGGAUAAAAGUUUUUUUUUUUUUAAGAUAUUUUUGAUCUACUGAACAUGAAUGAAAUAAUAACGGAAAGAAGAGAGAUAGAUGUGUAUCAUUGAACUGAUAAUGUAAAUGUCUGCCAGCAGCUUUAUUCCCAGGACUAUGAAAUGUACGUUUUUGUUUUUUUUUCUUGGUGUCUCACAUCUCGUAAGUAUUUUUGCACAGUUGCUAUUUAAUCAGGUUAUAUUCAAAUUGUAUUUCUCAUUAUACUGGUUCUGGUUUUAAACAUCCAAGACUUAACAACAUCUUUCUUUUUAAGUCCUCCUCUUGAGAUUGAAUUAUAACACACACACACCUCUUUUUCGAAAUGUUUCAUAAGUUAUUGGGAAGGGGGUGCAGCAUAUGACAUCAAGGAAGGCAUUAUGAAAUAAACAAAAUGGUGAAACGA